Austrofundulus limnaeus is the source of this 1491-nucleotide messenger RNA. RefSeq names its product GINS complex subunit 4 (Sld5 homolog) (gene gins4). The coding region runs from base 158 to 826 and encodes 222 amino acids. The transcript is spliced from 8 exons. The record is from RefSeq and is a predicted model, not a curated record. Gene Ontology annotation, biological process: DNA-templated DNA replication; double-strand break repair via break-induced replication. Gene Ontology annotation, cellular component: GINS complex. Lineage: Eukaryota; Metazoa; Chordata; Actinopteri; Cyprinodontiformes; Rivulidae.
GCGAGACUUCAAGUGGCGCGAAUAAAUAAGAGGACAUCUGGCAAACGAAGCUUCUGAGGAAUUGUUUCCUGUUUUCCGAAAACAUUUAAUCAUAUUUCGUUUGUCUGUUGUUUUUAUAAACCUACAAAAAGGUUGUUUUAGUUCAUAAAUCGAAACUAUGUCGGACUGUUUGUCAGAAGACGGCAUCAACCAGGAGGAGGCGGAGGACGACGUCUUGACUCCGGCGAAGCUGAUCUCUAAACUGGAAGAAGCUUGGCUGAAUGAGAAGUUCUCCCCGGAGCUGCUGGAGAACAGGUCGGAGAUGGUGGAGUGUGUGAUGGAGCAGCUGACUCACAUGGAAUCCAACUUGCAGCGAGUAAAAGCGGGCGAUGCUAUGGCCAGUGUUCAUCGCAUGGAAGUAGACAGGAUUCGUUUUGUCCUCAGCAGCUACCUGCGUUCUCGUCUGCAGAAGAUUGAAAAGUUUUUCCCUCACGUCCUGGAAAAAGAAAAGUCUCGAGCCGAUGGACAGCCGUCUCUGCUGUCUCCUGAGGAGUUUGCCUUUGCCAAAGAGUACUACGCCAACACAGAAAGCUACCUAAAGACUGUAGCGUUGAAACGCAUGCCGGCCAACCUACAGACUGUAGAUAUGCUGAAAGCAGUGCCUGAGCCCUGCUUGGACUCCUUUGUUUUUCUGCGAGUGAAGGAGAGGCAAGAAAAUAUUUUUGUCGAACCUGAAACGGACGAUCAAAGAGAGUAUGUUGUGGAUCUCGAGGAGGGCUCCCAGCACUUGAUGCGUUAUCGCACCAUAGCGCCGCUCGUUUCCAGCGGAGCCGUGCAGUUAAUUUGAACUUGGAGGGUUGUUUGUGGGCUAUUUUUUUUGCUGCAGGAGAUCAUAAACCUGAGUGCCUGAUUUCCACCUGUGCUGUAAUAAAGAAAGAACUGAUUUAUCACAGAAAUUACACCAGGAAACACAAACUGCUUCCUCACUGUCACCUGGAAAAGACACUAACUUGUGUGACAUAAACAUCUGGGGCUUCAGAAGUGAAGAUCAGGAUUGAACCAGCUUUUGUACUGGUGCUAUUUUUAGACAGUGUUUCUGUGUGUGAUGUUUAUUUUUUUAUGUUUGUGAAACAAUAUUAUGUAGUAAUUUAUCACAUUCUCUCCUUUUGUCAUCGUAUCAAAUCAUCCACGACUCAAUAACCAAAUGACUUGCAGGAGAUUUGUUAUCGGUUCACUUGGCAUCAGUGCUCCUGUCCUUUUAGGUUGCACAUGUCCAUGUGUGUGCGUUUGUGUUGAAGACUGUUAUUCAUGUAAAUACUGAAUGUGUAGUUGUAGUUUGGAAGAAUUUAUGGGACAAACAUCAUCUUCCGUGAGCUAUAAUUGUUGCAACGUUGUUAUGUAAGCACUUCAGAGGGUGCAAUCAGUGCUUAUUGUUUGCCCCAACACAAAUUGCUCAGUAAUUGGAACUAAUAAAAAGCAGAAAGGCCAGUGGGCUUAUCUGAACAGAUUUGA